AUGGACACUACCCAGCAGCGCCAUACACCAAGCUCCAUCGCGGAGCAGGAGCUCUUCUUCCCAUCCAAGCCGAGCUCACAACAAGCUCAGGGACAGCAUGAGUACGACCAGCAAACUCACAGCAACAGCCGCUGGUACGAUGACCUCAACAAUGAGUCACCCACCGUCCCAUCAGGCAGCGGAGUCCCUGCGGUGAACAUUAUACCCGCCACGCCCACGACCUAUCGCUCCAAUAGCGUGCGCUCGCAGUGGUCUUAUAAGGACCCCAAUAGGACGAAACAUGCGGCCGACGCCGUCCCGGAGGAGGAGGAGGAUGAGGAGGACAACAUUUACGACCCCCCAAGUAAACCUCGCGUCGACAUCUACGACCCCCCAGCAGAGACCAUCAUCAACAACAACACCGCUGACGACAUUUACGAUCCUCCCAGCAAAAGGAGCGCCUCGCCGCCGUCGCCUGUCGAAUCCAGGGUGACAGUCGACGAAAUGGCGUCUUCAUCGCACCAGCCUCAACAUCAGCCCGCGCAGGACAACUAUUACGUAUCACCCAUGUCCGAGCCUGCCGUGCUGCAUCACGACACCGGCCACUCACAGCCCCCCAAUGGACAUCCCACCGCAGAAGACAAGGGCAAAGCGCCCGAGCCCGUCGUACAUCACAACGACACCGGCUACACAUACAGCGUACCAGAUGGCCACCGCAUCCCCGACGACAAGGGCAAGUCGCCAGAACCUCCAGCACCCGCCCCCAUCCCCGAGGACCGUCCGCCCUUGCCUGGUCCAAGGCCCUCUCAAGAGCCGGAGGUCGCGGACUACUAUGCCCAAGCACACGCGUCCGAUCCCUCCAUCCAGGAGCAAGAGGACCGCGACUACGCAAUGGCAUUAGCACUCCAAGAAGAGGAAGAGGGAAACCACAACCGGCAUGAUCUGCCCCAGCGCCCAUCACAUGGCUCAUCUGGCUGGGGAAACAGCGGGCCACCACAGCCGCAGCCGUCUCAUCCAAUGUCCCCAGAAGACGAAGACCGCGCGCUCGCCAUGCGCCUGCAGCACGAGGAGGAGCACGGCGGCCCGGCCCCGCCGCUGCCCGCGCGUCCACACCCAGACGCCGUAGCAGCCAUGCUCAAGCAACAGCAAGAGCCCGCACCGUUCACCAGGACACCAUCCACAGAGGGCUUCAUGGCGCCGCCGCGGCGCCAGGGCUCCGACUUUGGCGCCGACGACCCCAACAACCCGGUGCACUACUCGCGCGACCCGCACAAGCUGAUCGCGUACCUGGUGCCGUUCCCGAAGCCGUGGCUGGGCGCGCCGCCGGACAAGGGCGGCAUGCCGACGCGGUUCCUGGUGUACACGCCGCCGCCGCCGCCGCUGCAGGCGCCGCCCGAGGGCGUGAAGGAGGGCGUCUCGCACAAGGUGCAGCGCAAGUGGCAGGCGGAGGUGCGGCAGGCGAAGCAGAGUGACGCGAAGACGACGAGCUGGGCGGGGUUCAAGGCCAAGUGCACACGGGGCGUGGAUAGGGCGAUGCAAUAUACCACGACGAGUAAUCUUGACUUCCUCGCGCGCGUGACGCCUCCGCCGGCGCCGGCUUCGUCGUCGUCGACGUCGAAUCUUGCGCGCAAGCUCUCGCUGAAGAGCAAGGGGAGGAGGAACAAGUCGAAGGAUGGUAAAGAUGGGGACGUCAAGGGGAAGGACAGCGUGGAUGUUGACGAGAAGGCUGAGGAGAGUGGCAAGCCCGCUGACGAGGCGACGAGGGCUGCUGACGAGAAGGCGAAGGAGGCUGGCGUGUAUGACAAAGCCAGGGAGGCCGGGUCUGAGGAGAAGGCAAGGGAGGAGAACCCUUUCGAGGAGAAGUUCAGCGAGGAGAAGGCACGCGAUGAGAAGAGCGGCGGCAAGUUCUCGGAGGAUAUCAAGGAGGAGGAUGUCCAGGACGACGACCCGGCGCACGGCUCCCACGAGACCAAGAAGACGGUCGGUGUGGAGGAGAUCGUCUUCGUGUACCCGCCGUCGAUGAACAUGACGCCGGAGCAGAUGCGGGAGGAGUUUGUCAACACGAUGCUGCGGACAAAGUCCAAGGCGCAGCGGGACGCCAUCAUCGCGACGGGCCUGCUCCCCGUCUCGCUGGCAAUCGACCUCGUCAUGAUUGCUAUCAGCGGGCUCUUCGAGGUCAAUGCUGUGUGGGCGUACUUCACCAUCAAGGGCACCAAGACCGCCCGCUCCGUGACGAAGCGCAUCGCGUCGACGUCACAGGAUCCCGAGACCAUCGACCCCGAGAAGUCUGAAAAGGAGCUGGAGAAGGAGAACAAGCUGAAGAUCACGUUCAAGCCCGCGCACCGCAUCGACGUGCUCUCCAGCUACCUGUACGCCGAGUGCCACCGCGUCGACUCGCGGCUGUUCCCGCGGUACAGCCACGCACCGACUGAAGUUGAGUGCUUGGAGGCCAUCGGCUGGUCGCCCUCGCGGACCGGCGGGCAGAAGAACUGGGAGGACGAGGCGUGGGAGGUUAACGACGUCAAGGACGACUUGAAGGUGGUCAUGCACAAGGGCGCUAAGGAGUGGAGGAAGUGGUGCAACAGGUACGAGAAGGACCCGGAGAAGAGCUUGAAGAAGUAG
Molecule: messenger RNA, 2601 nt
Organism: Colletotrichum aenigma
Lineage: Eukaryota; Fungi; Ascomycota; Sordariomycetes; Glomerellales; Glomerellaceae
Exons: 3
Coding region: 1-2601 (866 amino acids)
Source: RefSeq, a predicted model, not a curated record